Messenger RNA from Syngnathoides biaculeatus (alligator pipefish), 6002 nucleotides. It is a transcript of the gene lrrfip1a, whose product is annotated as leucine rich repeat (in FLII) interacting protein 1a. Gene Ontology annotation, molecular function: RNA polymerase II cis-regulatory region sequence-specific DNA binding; DNA-binding transcription factor activity, RNA polymerase II-specific. The record is from RefSeq and is a predicted model, not a curated record. Gene Ontology annotation, biological process: regulation of transcription by RNA polymerase II. The coding region runs from base 503 to 5539 and encodes 1678 amino acids. Lineage: Eukaryota; Metazoa; Chordata; Actinopteri; Syngnathiformes; Syngnathidae. The transcript has 18 exons.
GUUUACGAUUCCGGUGUGGUGUUUGGUCUCACGGCGGAGUGUUUCACUCGACGAUAUCAGCAUAUUCCCACGUUCCUGAAGGCAGCGUGUGUGGAGUGACGAUUUUGAAGUGAAGUUCGACGCCGGAGUUCCACUUUUAACUCCCCAAACUCAAGCUAUAGAAAUUAUUGUAUUGUUGUUCUUUCUAAACAAUAGCCUCGGUUAAGUUUGUGUUGAUUGUCGGGUCGGCUCGUUAACCACUGGAAAGGAAAAGUGCCUUCUCACGUGGGGAAGAUGCGGAAAUUUUAAAUGGACCAGGAAGACGUCUGCGUUAACGGAUGCAUGACGUUGACGAACGCCGUUUAUUUCAUGUCCUCGCCUGAACUUGACGUGUUGGGCGAUUAGUUAAGCGUUACCGAAACUUCCUCUUUUGUUGGCGUGGGGUGGGCAGGAACCGUUGGACCAAGCGCGACCCCCCCGAUAAGUCGAUAAGUCAACGAUAAGUCCUCGCGUGGAUUCAAACAUGGGCACCCAGGGCACAGGACGGAAAAGAAACAGCAACAAGGACAGGUCCACGGCAGAGGACGAUGCCUUAAAUCUGAUAGCCAGAGAGGCUGAGGCCAGACUGGCAGCAAAGAGAGCAGCGAGGGCAGAAGCCAGAGAAAUUCGCAUGAGGGAGCUUGAGAGACAACAAAAAGAGCUUUCAGAUGAUGACGAGCGGAUGUCAGUUGGAAGCCGUGGCAGCGUGAGGGGCUCAUCCGUGCUUUCGCAUAAAUCUAAGAAAAAGAAGAAACAUAAGCACAAAGAGAAGGAUAGGAAUGGCCAUGAUGAUGAGUACAGUGUUCUAUCCAGCUGGGCAUCUUACGUCCCCUCUGACUUUUAUAGCCUCAAUGGUGUGUCCACUGGCAGGAACCUGGGGUCAGCUGGUUCCUACCAGACCUCCUUAUAUGAGGACAGUGUCUGCUCUGGGUCGCGGCGAUUCUCCGGCUCCAAUUCUGGCUCCCAUCAGCCUGUAGAGUACGGUAGCUACCGCAACUCUAAUUCCAGAACCUCCAGCCGGGCCAAUUCUGUCCAUACAAGUCCAGUGCAACCAGUAGAGUAUGGUAGCUACCGCAACGCCAACUCCAGAACCUCCAGCCGGGCCAAUUCUGCCCAUACAAGCCCAGUGGUAGAUGACAGGGAUUAUCUUGAGAAAGGUUCUCGAGCGGCUUCUGCAUUAACGACGACAACUCUCGCCUCUCUCGGUGCGACUUCCUCACGAAGAGGAAGUGUAGAGACUUCCAUCACCGUAGAUGCUGAAACUGCCACAAGAGAAAUUAAGGAAAUUCAUGAACUCAAGGAUCAAAUUCAAGAUGUGGAGUCCAAGUACAUACAGAACGUAAAAGAAGUGAAGGAUGCCUUAAAGGAAGUGGAGGAGAAGUAUCGCAAGGCCAUGGUGUCUAACGCCCAGCUGGACAAUGAAAAAAACAACCUGAUGUACCAGGUGGACACUCUGAAAGACUCAUUGAUAGAACUAGAGGAACUCCUUUCAGAGUCAAGGCGGGAAUACGAGGAAAAAGUCAAGGACUUUGAACGCGAGAAACAUGCCCACAGUGUGCUUCAGUUCCAGUUCAAUGAAAUGAAAUGUACACUGAAACAAAGCGAGGAGCUUCUAAAUGAGAUCCGUCAGUUGCGUAUGAAACAGGAGGGUUUUGCUAGGGAGAUAACUGAUCUGCAAGAGACAGUGGAGUGGAAGGAUAAGAAAAUUGGGGCCUUAGAGCGACAGAAAGAAUACACAGAUGCAAUCCGAACUGAGCGAGACGAACUCAGAGAAGAAGUGGUGAAGCUGAAAGAUAUUCUGAAGAAACACGGAAUAGUACUGGGACCCGAUCUGAGCAUCAAUGGCGAUGCUGAUGAGACAGAAAGCGACAUCACAACCAGUGGAGACGCCGUUCCCCAACCGACUCAGGGUUCGCCGGCCUCUCCGCCGGAGGGGAACAGCAUGCUCGGAAGGUCAGAGGAGACUCAGUUGAGAAGUAGUGGAAAGGAAGAGUUGGAUCAAGAACGUCGAGAAGUGUUUGAGGAAGACCAGACGAGCCACCUGAGUGCCGACAGGCUCUCUAAUACUUCUGAGCAGUCAAGCUCAAUUAAAGAAAAUGACAGUAGCCAGGACUUGCAAAUUGAACUGCCAGUCAGAAAAGCCAGAGAAGAAAUACCUCUCAAUGCUAUAAUUCAGGGAAAUGCAGCAAGUACUCCUGAAACCCUUCCACAAUUGAACCCUGAUUUGGAAACAGGAACAGAAAUAAAUGACAGUGACCUCGAAGAAAAUUCAAAUGACAUUGAAAAGCCAAACAAACGUGAAACCAAUGAGAACAUCAAUUUGAUUACAUUAGAACCACUUGUACAAGCUGUCAAAGACUCAGAAUCACGUCCCCAAGAAGAAAUAAAAGACAAAACAAGCGGUGAAGUAGAUGUUGAUAACCCGAAAUCAGGUACUGAGGAGGAAACAAAUGAGGACAUCAAUUUGAUGAAAUUAGAACCAAUUGUACAAGCUGUCAAAGACUCAGACUCACAUUCCCAUGAAGAAGAUAAUGAUUCUGGACCCUGUCUCCAAGUAAAUAUCAUGGAUUUUGAAUCUUUUCCCCAAAAAGAUAUACAAAAUUCUGAAUCAUGUGCCAAAGAACUAAAAUAUUCUCAACCAUCUCUCAAUGUACAAGGAGCCCAAUAUUCUGAAUCCUGUCUCCAAGAAGAUGUUAAAGAUUUUGAAUCACAUCUCCAGGAAGAAGAAAUAAAAGAUCAAGCAUUAUUUUGCAACAUGGCUGCCAAAGAUUCUGCAUCCUGCCCUCAAGGAGAUAUACAAGAUUCCAAAUCCUAUGCCCAAGUAGAUGUCAAAGAAUUUGAAUCAUGUCCUCAAGAAGAUAACCUAAAAGAUCCAGAAUCAUGUCCGCAAGUCGAUGUGAAAGAUUGGGAAUUGCUUCCUCAAGGUAGUGUACAAGAUUUUGAUUUAUGUCACCAAGUAGAUGUCAGAGAUUCAGAAUCCUCUCAAGAAGAUACAAAAGAUUCUGAACCAUGUCCCAAAGAAGAUGUAAGAGAUUCUGAACCAUGUACCCAAGUCCAGAGUGUCAAAUAUUCUGAAGUUUGCUACCAAGUAGAUGUAAAAGGCUCUGAAUCACAUUCCCAAGUAGAAGACAAAAAAGAUCCAGAAUUUUGUCUCCAAGCAGUGGUCAAAGAUUUUGACCCGCAUGCCCAAGAAGACAUAAUAGAUCCAAAAUUAUGUCACCAAUUGGAAGACAAACAUUCUGUAUCACGCCCUCAAGAAUAUACACAAGAUUCUAAAUCCUAUAAACAAGUUGAUGAAAUCAAAGAUUUGGAAUUUUAUCCCCUAAAAGACCUAACAAAUCCAGAAUCUUAUCCCCAAGUAGAUGUGAAAGCUAAUGAAUUAUGUCCUCAAGAAGGCAUACAGCUUUCUGACUUUUGUCCCAAAGUUGAAGAUUUCAAAGAUUCUGAAUCAAAUCCACAAGAAGACAUAAAAGAUCCAGAAUCAUGUCACCAAGAAGGCGGAAAAAAUUCUGAAUCGUGUCCCCAAGCUAAAGAUAUAAAAGAUUCUGACUCUUGUAUCCAGGAAGAAGAUAUAAAUCAUUCCAAAUUGUGUCCCCAAGUACCAGUUGUCAAAGAUUCUGAACUUUCUCCACAAGUAGUAGAGCCUGAGUCCAACAUGGAAUUGCUCCAUAAAACUGCUGAGGCAAGCAGUGACGAGGGAGAAAAAAUCUUUACCAAGCCUCAUAAGAAUGUUAAAAAGAAAAAGAAAAAGAAGAGAGGCAAAAAGAAAGCAGGCCUUGAGGAACAAACUCAACACGGGGACAAAAAGGAAGAAACUGUGACAAAUCAAGAAAUUAUUCAGAUAGCAGGCGCGGGAGUGGCCUCAGGAAAUAAUGGGUCUGCCACGGAAUGUGGCACUGAUGGUCACACCACUGAGAGCCUCGUAGAUUCAACUGCAGGUCAAGUAGCUGUAUCUGAAAAGGUGGAACAAACAGAAACCUCAAAUGUUCAUAAUUGCAAAGAGUCCCAGCUGGAGCAAAACAUACAACAUUUAGAAGUGGAAAAAGUAAAGCCAGAUGAAUCGGAAGCCUUGAAUCAGACUUUUUCUCUCACUUUACCACUCAGUGGGACACAAACGGAUCACAGUACCAAUAAACAAAAAGAAAGUUUGGAAUCUGUGGAAGUCCAGGAAGGAUAUGUAACGGGUUCUGAGCCAGAGGUUGUUCACAGUGUUUGUGACUCCAGAUUAGAUUUCUCCACUAACGUAGAGCUUCCAAGUCAAGGUGACAUAAGCCCAACUGUUGUCCAUAAUGAAAGUGAAAUAAGUUCUGAAACUACAAACUCUAGUAAAGAAGACUCUGUAGCCAGAUCAGAUAUCGAAGGUCAUGGUGAAAUUCCUCACCUCGAGCCUUCUGAAUGUCAGAAUCCCGUGUCUGUGCUGUCUACCCAUGACAUUGGUGACAGUCUACAAGAUCCACAAUUGUCACCAUCUGAUCCCUCUGUUGCCGUGAAUUCUGACACCCUCAACAAGGUGUCUGAGAACGUUCUUGAAAAGGAAACUUUUACAAGCCAAGAGCCAGAAGUAGAGAAUGUGGACAGGUACAGAAAGGACUUCAACUCAGUCGAGCUGGAGAACUCCUGUGUCCUCGACAGGGAGCAGAUCCUUGUAGAGGCACGGGCUGAACCUGUUGCUGAAAUCGAGAAAUUGCUGCAUGAAGAGCAGGUUGUUGAAGAUGCCUCCGACACAAAGGUCCCGACACCACAAUCUGAGAAAGCAAGAUGUGAGGUCAGUAAUGACGAAUUACCGCCUGCAGAGGAACCCGUGGAACAUGAAAGGAGUCAAAGUGUCCAUAAGGAUGAAGUGCUCACUGGUCUAGAGACCUACCAACAGGACAGCGUGGAAGAUUUUGACGAUGACGACGAGAAAGGACAGUCCUUUGAUUUUGAUGACAUGGAUAUAGACGCAGCCAUUGAGACACAGUUUGAUGAAAAUCUGGAGCAGCCAAAAGUUGAGGCUGGUUCGGAAGAAGUCCGAUCAGAUGAAAACAAUGCUGAUAUUAACAGUUGUAUUGAAAGUCCAAAUGAUAGAGAGGCGUGUACACCUGUAGCCACACCCGAAAAUCCAGAGCAACUGGACAUUGAGGUACCCGUUGAAGAAGUCCUUAUAGGUGAACACGAUACUGUUAAUAUCAGUAAUACAGAAAACUCAAAGGAUAAAGAGGCCUGUACCCACUUAGCCACACCGGAUAAUGGGUGUAAACGUAAUUUGGUUGACGUGGAAGAUGACAUGCAUAAACAAAGCCACAUGACGAAGGAUAAAGAAGAGCCUUCCAACACUGGAGUUGCAGAAAUCACAGACAAAGACCAAAUCCCCCUUCGAGCUGCAUCCUUACCAGUAGAAGCAGCAUUGGAUGCCAAUGAGAAACCGAUAGACACAAAUGCAACCCAUAGCAACAUGGACAUGCCCCUCCCUGGAAAAGAUGGGAAGAAAAAUGGCAAGAAAGGCAAAAGUAAGGGCAGGGAUGACUGCAAGAUGACUUAGCGGUUGGAGUUCUCAAGCAAUAUGCAGUGCAAUGUUGAUUUUUAUUUUUUCUGUUCAAGCGGGAAACUGGGUAGCACUUUUUUCCUGACUUAAUUGACAUCUAGUUUAUCAAUGGCCAUGAUAAACCUUUGUUUCAGUUCUACGUGCCCAAAAAAGUUAUUAGAAUGUAAAUUGCAAGCUUUUUCAACAAUGGUGUUAGAUAUGACAACACUUUUUGAUGAUUUUGGAUUCAAAAGUGAAAAUUAUUUCUGCUUUUUCAGAAGCAGCUCCUUAACAGUUCAUGUGGACUACUUUGCUCCUAGAAUUAUCCUUUUUUAUGUUUAUGUGAAUUGUUUUCCCAUGUUUGUCACAUCAGUUUGUAUUUGUAUCUUAUUUAUGCUUGUAUGGUAGCUACUGAUGAGCCUAAUUGGAAGGUGGUUUAUUUGAGUUGAAUAAAUUAACUACUGUAUAAUUAUGUACCAUA